Messenger RNA from Lathyrus sativus (Indian pea), 918 nucleotides. NCBI's taxonomy places the organism in Eukaryota, Viridiplantae, Streptophyta, Magnoliopsida, Fabales, Fabaceae. The record is from the annotation of a GenBank genome assembly.
AUGGGUUGUUGCUUCAGCCGAGCCACAACCAAAAACCAAAACUCCCUCAAAAACACUCAACCCCGCCUAACUUCUUCACUGCCCAAAUCUAAUCAUGACGAAGCCCUACCACAACCACCAGAAGAGGAAUUUGUCAAAGAAGUUCUCUCUGAAACACCCAUUUCAAAACCACACCAAGUUCAUAUUUUGAUACCAGAAACAAAAACCCAAAUUCCAGUAGUUCAAAACCCAUCCGAGAAAUUCGAAAAUAAAGUUGCUACAGAGGAAGUAACAGAAGUAGUAGUUUCUCAGCUUUCAGAAUCAUGCACCGUUACUGAGAGCUUCUCGACCGCCACCACUGCUACUGUUACGGAGAAAAGAGAAGAGGAAGCGACAAGCAAACCAUGUAGCAGAGAACCAACAACGACGAUUCACAAGUGGAAUCGAUCUCCAUCAAGAAAGCGUCCUCUCGCAGCUGAUGCAAACGUCAGCAAUGGAAAUGAGCGAAGGGUAAAAUCGCCGGCUACGACGUCACAGCCGUCGCCGGAGAAGAAAGUAAAGAGGGGGUCGAGGUUAGUUCGUGGAAGAGAAUCGGGUUCCGUUAUAAAUCGGAAAGUCAAUGCAGGUUCAAACGGUGCUCGCCGUGAAUCCGGCGAGGGAUCCGGCAGGAGGUCGAGGUCUCCGUCGUGUUCUCGUACAGUUGGAGGGUCGGGUAAAGUAGGUAUCGGAGUUGGUCGGAAACAAGCUCCGGUGGCAGUGGAAAAUGUGACGGAGAAGAAAAGCGAGAGUGAUAAAGUUGGAGGGAAAAACGACAUCGUUUGUAAUGUAACGGAGAAGAAGAGUGAAAGUGAAGAAGUGGGAGAAAAAAACGACAUCGUUUCGCAGGGAGAGUUAAUUGAAAACCCUCACGUUUCGAUGGAGUGUUUUAUUUUUCUGUAG